AUGAAGUUAGAUACAGUUAAAAAAUUUUCGCAUCCGCCGGACUUUAAUCCCUUAGCUGAACACAAUGCAUUUUGGAAAUGUGUUCAAUCGGCUGCAUUCUAUUUAUUUGUUCAAUUUAUUAAAAUGCUUACUAUAGCAACAUGUUUUCCACCGGUUGAUGAAUUAACAUCAUUUGUUGUUAAAACUGAAUUUCUGAAAAAUACGGUUGAUUUAUUAGAUUUAGUUGUUGCUGCGCUUGGUUGGGGUUCUGCUGAACUUAUUGUUACAAAAUUUUUACCCUUAUGGGUAGGAGCUCGUGGCAUUGACUUUGAUUGGAAAUAUAUUCAAAUGAGUCUUGAUUCAAAUAUUGCUUUAGUAAGAUAA
Messenger RNA from Rotaria socialis, 363 nucleotides. NCBI's taxonomy places the organism in Eukaryota, Metazoa, Rotifera, Eurotatoria, Philodinida, Philodinidae. The record is from the annotation of a GenBank genome assembly.